AUGAAGUUGUUCCAAAGCCUCCGAGGCAGGAACCUGUACCUGUUGAUGAAGCUUGUAUGCGGUGCUUCGUUCAUGAUGUAUGGCUACGAUGCUGGCGUGUUGGGCGGCGUCCUGCUCCAUAAGCCCUUCAUCGAGGCCAUUGGGCUCGAGAACACUGGACAAUACACCAUUCCGAUGAUAUCAAGUGCCUACAGUCUGGCUGCCUUUGUCACAUCCGUCGUCAUAGGCUUCUUUUCCUUCAAGCUGGGUCGCCGUGGCACGAUCAUCUUGGGAAACGUGGGCGCAAUCAUCGGCUCUGUUAUCCAAGCCUCGUCGUACAGCAUCGCCCAACUAAUCGUCGGCAGAUGCUGCACAGGCUUCGCCAUCGGCUGCAUCUCGUCGGCCGUCCCCAUUUACCUUUCAGAGACUGGAGUGGAUUCGGGGGAUCGAGGUCCGGCAAAUGCUCUGAACGCCAUCAUGUUGAUCUCUGGUGUCCCGCUGGCCUACUGGAUCGACUAUGGCUUUACCAAGAUGGAUAACCAAGUCUCCUGGCGAGUCCCUGUCAUCUUCCAGAUCGUCUUCGCAAUGAUUGGCGGCGGGUCCAUGCUGUUUCUUCCGGAUACCCCGAGAUGGUAUUAUGCUCAGAAUCGCAUCCCCGAGGGCGAUGCAAUCCUGGCGCGUCUUCAUGACGUCCCCUCGACCGACGAUCCUGAUGUUCAACGCACCAGGCAGGAAAUCCUGCUGGCCAUUGAGUCCGAGUUGGAAGCCAGCGCCAGCUUGCAUUGGCAGCAAUUCAUCACCUCCGGUCUCAUCGACCACUCACCCCUGAAGAUUGCAAGAAGAUUGUGUAUCUGCUUCUGGCUGCCCUUUAUUCGUGAGUGGAUGGGUAGCUCUCUGAUGGCGUAUUAUAGCUCCAUUAUCUUGUCCAACACUGGAGCGACUCCCACUUUGAUUUCCGCCCUUGCCGGAGUUCAGAACAUUAUUUUUGCACUGGGCUGCGUACCUCUCUAUUUCACCAUCGAACGAGCUGGUCGCAGAAGCACCCUCCUUUACGGCGCCAUGGCCAUGACCCUCCUCCUCGUCAUCUUCAUCGCUUUGGUUGCCGUCCCCCAGACCGCAUCUAUCCGGUGGGCCUCGAUUGCCAUUUUGUGGCUCUUCCUCUUCAUCAUGGGCUAUGCCUACGAAGGCGCGGUCUGGCUGUACUGCGCCGAGAUUUCCCCGCUCGAAUAUCGCCACAUUGGUGGUGCGGCGACGUCCGCUGGUGAAUGGCUGGGAACUUUCCUGACCGUCUUUGUGGGACCUAUUGGUUUCGACAACUGUGGGUGGCAUUUCUGGUUCUGGGUGCUGAGCGGAAAUCUAGUGGCCGUCGCCUUCGUAUUCUUCUUGUGCCCAGAGACUGGUGGGAAGACCCUGGAACAAGUCGACAACUUGUUCACGACAGGUGGAAUCGCGGCCGGCAUCUCCAAAGCCCCUUACGGCGAGGAGCACUGGGUGGAGACAUCCGAGGAGAAGGGGCCAGAGGCCAACACUACUACAGCAGUCAAUUGA
Molecule: messenger RNA, 1527 nt
Organism: Fonsecaea erecta
Lineage: Eukaryota; Fungi; Ascomycota; Eurotiomycetes; Chaetothyriales; Herpotrichiellaceae
Exons: 3
Coding region: 1-1527 (508 amino acids)
Biological process (GO): carbohydrate transport; transmembrane transport
Cellular component (GO): membrane
Molecular function (GO): carbohydrate:proton symporter activity
Source: RefSeq, a predicted model, not a curated record